Messenger RNA from Hibiscus syriacus, 1579 nucleotides. RefSeq names its product mevalonate kinase-like. The coding region runs from base 184 to 1335 and encodes 383 amino acids. Gene Ontology annotation, molecular function: mevalonate kinase activity; ATP binding. Gene Ontology annotation, cellular component: cytoplasm. Lineage: Eukaryota; Viridiplantae; Streptophyta; Magnoliopsida; Malvales; Malvaceae. Gene Ontology annotation, biological process: isoprenoid biosynthetic process. The record is from RefSeq and is a predicted model, not a curated record. The transcript is spliced from 5 exons.
GUUUUCUCCGCCACACCAAAUAAAAUCUCCGUCUUCUCCGGCCCCCUCUGACGGCGGCGUUACUUUGACGGCACCCCAUUAAGAUCUCGCGGCGGCGAAGAACUCCCUUGUUCCCUCUCCAAUCACUGAUCAACCAAAAAGCUCAAAUUCAACAUUUUUGAUAAAGGAAAAUCUGAGAGAAAAAUGGAGGUAACUGCCAGAGCUCCGGGGAAGAUCAUUCUCGCAGGUGAACAUGCUGUGGUUCAUGGGUGUACUGCCGUUGCUUCUUCCAUUGAUCUCUAUACUUCUGUCUCUCUCCGUCUUCGUUCUGAGGGUGAAGGUACGAUAAAACUUCUCAAUGACACCGGGUUAGACUUUUCAUGGUCAAUCGCAAGAAUCAAAGAAGUGCUAUCUCACUUAGGUUCUCCAUUUUCUUCAACCCCCACAUCAUGCUCACUGGAGACCGUUAAAUCUCUCGCUGCUCUCGUUGAUGAGAAAAGUUUCCCUGAGUCGAAGAUCGGACUUGCUUCUGGGGUUUAUGCAUUUCUUUGGUUGUACACCUCUAUCUUAGGGUUUAAGCCAGCUACAGUCAUUGUUUCUUCCGAGCUUCCAGUGGGUGCGGGCCUGGGUUCAUCGGCUGCAUAUUGUGUUGCACUUUCAGCAGCUCUCUUAGCUCUUUCAGAUUCCGUGAAAAUGGACGUAAGCCAAAAAGGAUGGUUCACGUUUAAGGCAAAGGCUGAAUUGGUGAAUAAGUGGGCUUUCGAAGGGGAGAAGAUAAUUCACGGAAGGCCCUCCGGAGUUGACAAUUCGGUUAGCACAUUUGGCAAUGUCAUUAAAUUCAAAACCGGUGUUAUGACCCGUAUCGAUUCCAAUAUGCCACUGAGAAUGCUCAUUACCAACACAAAAGUCGGGAGGGAUACAAAGGCAUUGGUUGCAAAUGUUUCGGCAAGGAAAUUGAGGCAUCCCGGUGCCAUGUCUUCCGUGUUAAACGCAAUCGAAGCUAUUAGUGAUGAAUGGUCUACCAUCAUCCAGUCGCAUGCCGUGGAUGAUCUAUGUUUAUCCGCUAAUGAAGAGAAGCUUGCAGAAUUGAUGGAAAUGAAUCAGGGUUUGCUUUUCUCUAUUGGUGUUAGCCAUGCAUCUAUAGAAACUAUUCUUCAGACAGCAAUGGAGUAUAAGCUAGCUUCCAAGCUGACUGGAGCCGGAGGUGGAGGCUGCGUGCUAACACUCUUACCAAGCCAUGUAUCAGGAGCGGUUGUCGAUAAACUAGUGGAAGAGCUCGAAUCGUUCGGUUUCCAGUGUUUCACGGCCGGGAUUGGUGGUAACGGUGUCCAAAUUUCCUUCGGUCAUUCUUCCUGAUUUACAUUCGCAUUUUCUAGUUGUAAUAAGGCGCUCUCCGAAUGACAAACACGAAGAGACGAUAUUGACGUUAUAGCUAUUUCCAUUCACUCCCGUUUUAUGUAUACUUGAUUUUCGGGUUAGCCGAGUUGUAGUUAGCCGAAACAGCAGAACAUACAGAAGACAACCUAUGUUAUAGCUGUUUUUCUUCACCUCUGUACAUUAGUUUGUUGUAGUUCCUGUGUUGUUUCUUCCUGAAUUUGCA